This is a messenger RNA of Elaeis guineensis (African oil palm), 2874 nucleotides long. RefSeq lists its product as uncharacterized. The record is from RefSeq and is a predicted model, not a curated record. Gene Ontology annotation, molecular function: protein binding; mRNA binding. Lineage: Eukaryota; Viridiplantae; Streptophyta; Magnoliopsida; Arecales; Arecaceae.
GGCAGUAAAUGGGCAUGUAUGCGUGACCACAACCAGAGAUGAUCUUCUUCGCCGACCAGACAGAAAGGUCGAUCUCCUUCCUUCGCUUCCCCUCCUAUCGGCCUUUGCCCCCAUCUUUCAUUAGGGUUCGUUUGGUCGGUGCCGGGUAAUGUCAUCCGCGAAGGAAAGAGAUCGUUUCAUCUGCAAUUGAGCUUAAGUCGGUCGCAAUGGAAAUGGCGGCGCGGCUAUUCUGUGAGCUCCCCCUCAGACCACCAUCUCCUCCUCCUCCUCCUAUCAGAGUUGCUCCCUUGCUCCGCAAAAGGUCGUCCGCCACAUGCCUUCUUCCUCGUACAUCUUCGCGGUUAGGCGCUUGUCAUGCGGCCUCGAGAGACCACCCUUUUCCCCUCUGCUACUGCGAGGAAGAGGAGAGGCAGGAGCUCUCGUGGGAGUCCUACGACCGUUGGAUCCAGGCCCAUUGCUCGAGGGGCCGCCUUGACCGUUCCCUGGACCUGUUGGCUCGGAUGGAGGCUUCCGGGAUGCGCCCCAGCGCCGCAUCCUACGCCCGUCUCGUCCGCGCCCUCGGGAGCGUCGGCCGGACUCUGGAGGCCGACGCCGUCUUCCGGGAGAUGAAGUGGGCGGGUCUCCGGCCGGGCCUCAGGGACUACAACGCGCUGCUGCGGGCGUUCCUGAGGAAGGGGCAGCUGCGGCUCGCCGACUGCUUGCUGGUGGAGAUGGGCGAGGAGGGCGUCGGCCGGAACAGGGAGACCUACCUGCUCCUCCUCGACUCCUACGUCCGCGCCGGGCGCCUCGAGGACACCUGGUGGGUGCUGGGAGAGAUGAAGCGGAUGGGGUUCCCCCUCGACUCCCGCGCUUACAGCCAGGUCCUCAGGCUCUACAGGGACAACGGGAUGUGGAAGAAAGCGAUGGGCCUCGUGGUGGAGAUGCGGGAGCUCGGUGUCGCGCCCGACGGCAGGAUCUACAACGAGAUCAUCGAGACGUUCGGGAAGCACGGUCAGCUAGAUGAGGCGGUGAAGAUGUUCGAGACGAUGCAGGGCGAGGGUCUGAAGCCAGAUAUCGUCGCCUGGAACGCUCUCAUCCGGUGGCAUUGCCAGGCCGGCCAUCUCAAGCAGGCUCUCGAGUUCUUCACCAAGAUGCAGGAAGAGGGGUUAUACCCUGACCCCAAGAUCUUCACCACCAUCAUCACCCGCCUGGGGGAGCACGGAAGGUGGGAUGAGAUCAGGAACAUCUUCGAGAGCAUGAAAUGCAGGGGUUUCCGGAACAGUGGGAUCAUAUACGCAGUCUUGGUGGAUAUAUAUGGUCAGUACGGCAUGUUUCAGGAUGCUGAGGAGUGUGUGGCUGCUCUUAAAGCAAAAAAGCUGCAGCUUUCAGCGAGUGUCUUCUGUGUACUGGCAAAUGCGUAUGCUCAACUGGGGUUGUGGGAACAAACCAUAAAAGUACUAAGAAUGAUGGAAGAAGAAGGGAUUGAACCAAAUCUUAUUAUGCUGAACUUGUUGAUCAAUGCAUUUGGUAUUGCUGGAAGGCAUUUGGAGGCACUGGCAGUUUUUGAACAUAUCAAGGAGAGUGGCAUUAGUCCAGAUGUGGUUACUUAUAGUACUCUGAUGAAGGCAUUCAUGAGAGCAAAAAAAUAUGAUCAGGUCCCAGUAAUUUAUAAGGAAAUGGAAUGUGCUGGGUGCACACCAGACAGAAAAGCUAGGGAGAUACUGCAAAAUGCUAUAAUUAUACAUGAACAGAGAGGUGGUGGUCCUUCGCUCAGGGAUGGUUAGAUGUUGCCUCAAAUCAAAGUGCUCUCAUCUAAAUAAGGAUGUGUGCAAUACUUUUGGAUCGAAAUAGUUUCCAAGCAUAAUAGACAUCCAUGAGCUUGUGUUAACAAAUUUCUGCUUUGGGACAAAGAAUUCAAAUAUUGUCGAUGUUGUUACUGCUACUUACCAAAUGUCCUCAUAUUAGUUGGACUGAUGACAAUGAUUGGGAGUAAUGAUCUGAACAAUUCUUAUAUCCACCAAGAAAGCAAGCAGAAGCGCGUUACAUGAUCGCCUUGCAUCAUGGUGUAUCCAUACUCAUGAAAUUGAGGAGGAGAAUGUGUUGGCUUUCUGAUCAGAUCACUCUGUCUAGCAGCUCCAAGAGGCAAAAUUUUGUGUGGCUGCUACUAGGCUAUUUCCUUCAGGACAACAACUUAGCACUUUGGCCUGGUUAUGUUCCCGACAUUUUGCCUAUGAGAUGGCCACUUUCUUCCCAGAAUCUGUUUAGGAACUGCUACUGUUGACCCUGGGGCACCCUGAUUUACUCCUUGAGGUGUUCGAUUUCUGCAUGAUCCUGCUGAUAUACUCCAUCGCUAGUGAAUUUUUGUUUUUAUUAUAUACUUCACAACCUUUCAGUUAUGUUCAAUCUCUCUCUCUGUGUGUGUGUGUCUGCGCGCGCGUGCGCCUGUGUGUGUGUGUGAAGUGAGGAAGCUCUCUGACUUGAUUCUUGUUGCUGCGUAGCAACUGUGGACACAUUAUUUCUUCUAAAGGAACUUGGGUUAUCAAAUUAACUGCAAAAUGGGCUUGGGAUAUCAAGUUAACAUGACAACCUUGGGAACUUGUUGGAAAUAUUUGGGAGCCCCUGACGAAACACAAGGGAACAGGGUUAGUUUGUACAAGCUCCCUGAUUCUCCUAGUUGGAAGCUACCGUCAAAUGACAUCUUCAUGGAUGAAAGCAUACGUGUUACUGCUGAAACCUGGACGACUACUGAUUUCUUGUUUUCCUUUAUGAUCGGUUUAUCUCUGAUUUAUUUUUUGCCCCCUGAUAGCGAAUCAAAACAUGAUAUUUUACAUUUAAGAUGUACCAAAAAUAGCACAAUUUCUUCAAAUCAAACCUUGCGCAACUUUUUGUUCCGGA